AUGUUCAUUGCACAGAACCAAAUAGUUCUACAAACAAGAAUUGCAAAAAUUGCGCCAACCUCGCAAUUGCCGUCUGAGUGUUACUUCCAAGAUUCUCGCGAAGAACAAUACUUCCGGGCUUUCUGCGACAAUACGUCGACAACUAUUUCUGGCGGGUUUGAGAGCCCACUAUGGAAGACGCUGAUCCUGCAAGCCUGCCGUAAUGAACCUACCAUCCUCAGAUUUGCGGUUGCAAUAUCUGCAUUAGACCAAGCCUGCAAAGAAAAGGACCAUGACUGUAUGUCUCGCAAGCCAGAGGAGCACCAUCAAUACGCGCUCCUGAAGUACGGUAACGCGUUGAAAGGGGUCCAGAAAGUCAUAUCCACCCGCAAGAAUCCUCUGAGAAUUGCACUAAUUGCAUCACUCCUGAUAUUCUGCUUUGAGAACUUUCACGGAGAUAUCCAAAACGCCAUCACCAACAUUAAGAGCGCUGUAGAAUUUAUGUACAGCUGGCUCGAGAAGCAGGCCCACAAUUCGAAAUUUAAAGCAUUCUCACCAGCUCCCAUCCUGGUUGAAGAUGAGCUUGUGAUUACAUUCUUUCGUCUCGCGAGAUACAUGAUACUCUUCCAAGGCCGCCUCGAAGAUAAAUACCCAAAGGCAAAGAACUCACUGGAUCCAUUUGGGCAAGCUUUACCCAACCAACGACACAUUACUAAUGCCGCUGAAAGCUCAGUGUUCUCAAUUCCUUAUGUCUUCAAAAACAUUGUAGAAGCGAAAUCGUACUGGGAUCCUCUUUUGGAAUAUAACGAACCGUGA
Lachnellula hyalina is the source of this 795-nucleotide messenger RNA. RefSeq lists its product as uncharacterized. The record is from RefSeq and is a predicted model, not a curated record. The coding region runs from base 1 to 795 and encodes 264 amino acids. Lineage: Eukaryota; Fungi; Ascomycota; Leotiomycetes; Helotiales; Lachnaceae. The transcript is spliced from 3 exons.